This is a messenger RNA of Ustilaginoidea virens, 1491 nucleotides long. RefSeq lists its product as uncharacterized. The record is from RefSeq and is a predicted model, not a curated record. The coding region runs from base 1 to 1491 and encodes 496 amino acids. The transcript has 6 exons. NCBI's taxonomy places the organism in Eukaryota, Fungi, Ascomycota, Sordariomycetes, Hypocreales, Clavicipitaceae.
AUGCGCCAAGCUACUCAACACAGUCCAACGCGUGAAGAGCCCGAGAGACACACCAUAACCCUCUUCGAUGUCCUCCACAAUUCCUUAAUCCUCCGUACCAUUGCACCAUAUCUGCCUAUUAACAGUCUUCUGCAACUAUCGGCAUCAAACAAAGAGUUCCAAUCCCUUAUCUACAGCACACCUGGUGUUUUUCGUCACCUCGACUUGACUCACAUUAAAAGGGCCAAAUCCGAUGUACCCAUCGACAAUGGCGGUGAAAGAUGGCGCAAUGUUCAGCUACAUGAUGGUCUGACCGAGGAUGAGUACUACUCUUCCGGGCCGCUGGGAGGUAUUUUCAGCGUGCUCCGUCAGAAACACAUUCUGCAAGAUGUUCAGACUCUCGUCCUGGAUGGCAUGUCGGUAACGGCUGACUUGUGUUAUGCUAUCAUCAACGACGCAUCAUACAGCGUCCGCAUCUUGUCUAUACGGGAAGUAAGGAACUUGAACCAGGGCAAAUUGCGGGCGGCUUUGCAGUAUAGCUGUCGACCAGGUCGCCCAAAGAAUUCGCCUCGAGUCAAAGCUUUGUAUGUGUUUGGGCCCCAAGAGUCUACUCGGCGUGGGAUUCACAACAGCUCGUUUGGUCUGGGUUGGAACCACAAAAGCAAGCCGGCUCUUACUUGGUCAUUGGCACAAGAGGGCGAAGACUGGUGGUCAAAGAAGGGUCGCAUACUCACGCGCCGGAUCUCUCCGGAAUGGGUGAACUGCAUGGCAGCUUGUGCAGGACUCAUAGCAUUUGAUGCAGUCCUUUGUCAAGGGCCCCGGCAUGUCAACUCGCCUGUAUUUGGAUGCCCGUCGAUGCCUGCAGAUACUGCCCCGGCUGUAGCCUCGCACGCUUUGGGCGGCUGUGAUGGGUGCGGAAAGGCACCGGAAGGUCUACUAGCACAGGAUGCAUCCUCGCCUUUUAGUUUGCCGCUGCUCACUCCUCUCCCGAUCUUGACGUCUUCUGUUCAAUCAGCAACGCGUCCCACUCAGCGCGGCCUAUCCUUUGUGCCACGGUGUUUCGACUGCAUCCGGGAACGAUACUGCACCUGCUGCAACAAGUGGUGGUGUGAAUCGUGCUAUCAGCUCCCGGGACAUUCUCAGGACGUUGGCAUGAAUAGUUUUCUCGUGCUGGAUGAUGAUAGUGCGGCCAGUAUCGCCCAGAUACUGGAUAUGCAGGAGGCAGUAUCCAAGACCAAGUCCCGGGUGUCGAAAAGCUGCUGGGAAUGCGGCAAUAAUUGCGAUUCAUGCAUCACCAAAACUCAAAGAGUAUGCAACAAGUGCUGUGCCGGAUAUUGCACCGUUCACAACGAAGGUUCAUCCUCCGAAUUUUGCGAUUGGUGUGUCUCCCGCGGUCGUGGACUAGGACGACAGGAACCGAAAUCGACUGGCAUGAAGAAUGCACUGAGUGGUGUACCUACGUGUCUCACACGACGCAGAAUGAGGGAUGCUGUGACAAGACCACUUCUUUGA